This is a messenger RNA of Guyanagaster necrorhizus, 1507 nucleotides long. RefSeq names its product DUF455-domain-containing protein. Gene Ontology annotation, molecular function: 2 iron, 2 sulfur cluster binding. The coding region runs from base 44 to 1507 and encodes 487 amino acids. The transcript is spliced from 9 exons. The record is from RefSeq and is a predicted model, not a curated record. Lineage: Eukaryota; Fungi; Basidiomycota; Agaricomycetes; Agaricales; Physalacriaceae.
GUUAACUAAAACUCCCAACUUGGACCUCCAAUUGUUCGAGAAAAUGGCACUCCUUCGAAUAGCACCAUUCCGACAUCUACUCUCUCAUCUGCGCUUUCUGAUGACCAUACGCUCUCAGGAAGGUAUCUAUCGUGGAUUAAUACUAUUUCGCCUAUCUCCAUCCGUCACGGCGAUUAAGAACGAAAGGUUUACAGAAAGGGAAAACCUAAAAGCCGUGUACAGGCAGAUAUAUGUCAUGGAAUCGACGUGUCCUCAUCUCGGUGCCGACAUGUCCCACGCUGAUAUAGAGGAAUAUGAUUCGGGAGCUGUGGCAGUAUCAAAAAUCCUUCGUAGGUAUGAUUUCGAUCUUAGAACCGGAAAAAGUGAAACAGGACUCCAUACUUGUACAUAUCACGUCGAAGUAAACGCCGAUCCCCUCGACAACCUUGACACGGUAUAUGUCGAGACCCCGAAGGUUGGAACAAACUGGCGGUUGGUCGAGCUAAGACCUUGUUUCUGCUCACUACCAUUAUCAGAGUUUGCAGAUCCUCCACCUCUGAAAAACACUGCCUCUCUACCAGUCACAUCGUCGAGUAUUGAAUCCAUGGAAGAAGCUGUCGUACCUACGACAGAUGUGCCCACUACACUAAUGCAAUGGGCUGUGCUUAUCCUCAACACACCAAAUCCAAUUUUGAAGGUUCAACGAACUCGCCAUGCAGUGCAGCUUUUUCGGACAGGAAAAUUGGCUUCCAUAGGACAUAAAUCACCUAAUGCCCCUCGUCCUCCUGAUACGCCGUUGCGCGAUGCCCAAUACGAGAGAAAUACCGUAGAUCCUGUGAAAAUGAAGAGCAGGAAAAGCAGAGCAGUCAUGCUGCACGCCCUUGCCAAUAUUGAACAGUGGGCAAUAGAUCUUGCGUGGGAUAUCAUGGCUAGGUUCGGACCAAAGCACCCCGAUCUGCCUCCAGCUUUCUUUUCUGAUUUCACAAAAAUGGCGCUGGACGAAUCCAAGCACUUCACACUACUGACAUCCCGGCUGGCUGCUACCUCUCCGACAACGCCUUACGGUAGCCUGCCUGUCCAUGCAGCUCUGUGGGAGUCCGCCGCCGUCACUGCUAACUCGCUCCGUGCCCGACUUGCUAUCAUUCAUCUCGUGCACGAAGCCAGAGGCCUCGACGUAAAUCCCGGCACAAUUGAACGCUUCAGGAAAGCCGGUGACGAUGAAAGUAUCAAAGCUAUGGAAAUCAUUCACGCCGACGAGGUCACCCAUGUGACGGCGGGACAUAGGUGGUUUACAUGGAUAUGUGAAAACAAUGGUAAUGUCGAUCCCAUAAAGACUUUCAGAGAAGAAGUACGGAAUGGCUGGCGUGGAGACAUCAAAGGUCCAUUUAAUGCAGACGAUAGAGAGAAGGCAGGUUUGAGCAAGGAAUUUUAUGAAAACUUGCGAGGGGAGAUGGAUAAUCAACCCAGUCGCAAACCUAUUGCUUCUGAGAGUAUUGAAGCGCGGUUCAUGUUCAGUACGAUCCCUUGA